CUAAAAAAAAAUUUGCUAAUCUGGAAAAUAAAAAUGCUUAAAUAAAAAAAAUAUUUUAACAAGAUGGAGGAUUUGAUUCUUAGCAGUUAAUAGAUAAAAAUGUACACAAAUCUUUAUAUAGAUUUAAAAAAAUUUAGGAUAGGAGAUGAAGGAGCGAAUUACCUUAGCACAAUAUUAACUGAUUGUGUCCAUUUAUCGACUCUUGUUCUAUUAUUAGACAACUAAAAUAUCAGCAGUUAAGCAGCUUCUAAAAUAGGCUUUGCUUUAAAGAAUAGCAAAAACCUUUCAACUUUAUUCCUUAACUUUAUGAAUAACAAAAUCUGCUCAAAUGGAUGUUCAGAUAUUCUGUCUUCUGUAUCAAAAUUCGUUAAUCUCUCUCAUUUAACACUUAAUUUUGAAAAUAACAAAAUUAAUGAUGAAGAUGCAUCAAAUUUAGAAUUAUCAUUAGAUAAUGGUUCGAAACUGGAGUAUUUAUCUCUUAACUUUAGUAAUAAUGAAAUCAGUGAUUAAUUCAUAUCAAAGAUAGGCUAAGCUUUAUAAAAAUGCCAAUCUUUAUCAUAUUUAUCUCUUGAUUUUAGUAAAAGUAAAAUCGGAAAUAUUGGUGUAUACAAUUUAUCUCUUGGCAUAGAAAGUUGUAUUCAGCUCUCAACUUUAAACUUAAACUUAGAUAAUACCAAUGUUUACUCUCAAAAUGCUUCAUGGUUUGAUGUCUUUUCAGCUUGCUGUAAUAACCUUACAAUUUUAAAUUUGAAUUUAUCUAAAUCGAAUAUAGGUUCAUAAGGUGCUUAAGAUUUAGGUAAAUUUCUUGCUAAAUGUUCUAAGCUUUCAAAUUUGCAUCUUAAAUUAGGACAUAAUUAGAUUGAUGCUUUUGGAUUUUCUAGCAUUUUUAUGAGUUUAUCUAACUGCUCUUAGCUUUCUACUUUGUAUCUUAAUCUCUAAAAUAGUAGUUUAAAAGAUGAAUCUUUUUAGGCAUUAGGCUCAGGUUUAGGAAACUGUAAAAACCUUUAGUUUUUAACCCUAAAUCUCGAGUUUAAUUAUUAUUUUUCUCAAAGCUCGGCAUAUCAAUUAGGUAGUGGUUUAGCUUACUGUUCUAAUCUCUAGCAUUUUAUACUCCUAUUAUAGAGAAAUGAUGUUAGAUUCUAAGGAGUAUCUAAGCUUAUAUCUGCUUUAGCACAUUGUAGGAAACUCUAUGUUUUUGAACUUUGGUCUCGUGAAUGCGAGAUUUAUGAAAAGGGUAAAAAGAAGCUUUUGAAAUAAUUACAUAAGAUGAAAAAUUUAGUUAAGUAAUUUGUUUUAGUUUAUGAGUCAUUUUGAUAUAAAAUAUUACUAAUUAAUUAAUAUGUUAAUAAGAUGAUAAGUAACAUGUAUGUUUGUUUAAAUAUAUAUAUUAUUCAAAUGUACACAUAAACAAAAUUUAGUAUUCGAUAAAUAUUUGUGAA
Molecule: messenger RNA, 1439 nt
Organism: Tetrahymena thermophila SB210
Lineage: Eukaryota; Ciliophora; Oligohymenophorea; Hymenostomatida; Tetrahymenidae
Product: kinase domain protein
Exons: 15
Biological process (GO): activation of GTPase activity; nucleocytoplasmic transport
Cellular component (GO): nucleus; cytosol; perinuclear region of cytoplasm
Molecular function (GO): GTPase activator activity; small GTPase binding
Source: RefSeq, a predicted model, not a curated record